Messenger RNA from Aspergillus sclerotioniger CBS 115572, 1121 nucleotides. RefSeq names its product alpha/beta-hydrolase. Bases 48 to 932 code for a protein of 294 amino acids. The record is from RefSeq and is a predicted model, not a curated record. Gene Ontology annotation, molecular function: hydrolase activity. The transcript has a single exon. NCBI's taxonomy places the organism in Eukaryota, Fungi, Ascomycota, Eurotiomycetes, Eurotiales, Aspergillaceae.
UUCUGCUCUCUUUUCAACUCCAAAACACCUUCGUUUCUGUUAUCACCAUGUCUAGGCUAUCGUCUACAUAUUCUCGAGUGGCCGUGUUUCUAGUCCGAGCUUUGGCUAAACACCGAGGACGCAUCGCCUCAAAUCCAGAUGAAGUACUCUACAUUAAAUCCAGAGACUGCCACAGAUCAAUCAAAGUACAUAUCUACCAACCCCUCGCCAAACUCCCGGAAAAGCCAUCUCCCGUGUUGAUCAACUUUCACGGUAGUGGGUUCGUGAUACCUUUCCACGGCAGCGACGAUGCUUUCUGUUGUCAAAUCAGCAACCAAACAUGCUACACGGUCCUUGACGUCCAAUACCGUCUGGCUCCCGAACACCCUUUCCCCGCCGCCAUAAAUGAUGCCGAAGAUAUCGUCAACUGGGUACUAGGACGACCGACUGAGUUCGAUAUCUCGCGGGUUGCCAUCUCCGGCUUCAGUGCCGGCGGUAACAUCGCCUUGGCUACUGCUUCUACUAUUUUCCCCAAGCAAACGUUUUCUUCGGUCUUGGCUUUCUACCCGAUCGUUGAAGCUUUCGUGGACCCCGAUGCCCUAGUUGCCCCCGAUCCGAACGGUCGACCUAUCCCCUCAUUCAUCAUGCGGUUAUUCACCCAGUGCUAUGUGCCUCCCGGGUUUGAUCCUCGCGAUCCUCGGAUUUCGCCUGGUCGUGCCAAUCUGGACUGCUUUCCUCAACGUGUGAUGAUCAUAACCGCUGCCUGUGAUAGCCUGGCGGUUGAGGCCGAGAAUCUGGCUGCUCGACUGCGGGAUUCAUCGGGACGGAAAGUUGUGUGUGAGCGGAUGAAGAAGUGCAAUCAUGCAUGGGACAAGGCGGUUCGACCUCGAACGUAUGAAAGGGAGGCUACAGAGCAUGUGUAUGCCCUGGCGAAGGCUAUGUUGGAGUCUUGAACUUAUUUCAUGGCUGGUAUCGUCUUAGACUGUUUUGAACUCUUGGGGCGGGAAAGUGCCAGGCUCUGACUUAAUGAUCCCACCAGAGAGAGAGUUGUUACCUCAGCUCUCCGGCUAAAGAGCAGAGUUCUAAGCUCGACAGUCUAAAAAGCGCAUCACUUAUUUCUGGAAAGAAUCUGCAGUGUGAAU